Molecule: messenger RNA, 1661 nt
Organism: Alnus glutinosa
Lineage: Eukaryota; Viridiplantae; Streptophyta; Magnoliopsida; Fagales; Betulaceae
Product: protein BTR1
Exons: 8
Coding region: 320-1321 (333 amino acids)
Biological process (GO): regulation of gene expression
Cellular component (GO): cytosol; cytoplasm
Molecular function (GO): mRNA binding
Source: RefSeq, a predicted model, not a curated record
GAAAAACCGGGCUAAACAAAAAACACACACGUAGCUCUGCACACAGAUAAUAGAUAGGUAGCAGGAGUUUCAACUCACAGCUCAGCCCCUCGAACCCAUCCAACCCAACGCAACCCUCCAUUAGGCGAGAACGCACGCUGUCGGCGCUCGUUUUCUCUUUCUAGCUUCUUCUCAAACUCCAGCUUGUCUUCCUCUCUCGAAAGCCAUUCCAAUUGCGUCUGAGCAUACCUCUCUCUGUCUCUCUGUGUGUGUGUGUGUGUGUGUGUGAGUGAAUUUGCUGCUUUCUCUAGCCAGAGGGGAAGGAGGAGGAUACAGAGGAAUGGAGUCGACAGAGUCUUCAUACGUGUCGUCACCGGAGGCCCCGCGCAAGAGAUCUCCGCCGCCGCCCAAGUCGCCGACUUCAGAUUCUAUGGAGAAGCCCACGUACCUCAAGUUUCUUGUAUCAAAUGCUGCAGCUGGUUCUGUUAUUGGAAAGGGUGGCUCUACAAUAACUGAUUUUCAGUCACAAUCUGGAGCGCGAAUUCAGUUGUCACGCAACCAUGAAUUUUUUCCAGGGACAACUGAUAGGAUUAUUAUGGUAUCUGGAUCAAUUAAUGAAACACUCAAGGCUGUAGAACUGAUUCUUGCCAAAUUGCUUAGUGAGUUUCAAACUGAAGAAGGUGAUGAUGUUGAGCCAAGAACAAAAGUGAGACUUAUUGUUCCAAAUAGCUCAUGUGGUGGCAUAAUUGGGAAAGGGGGUUCUACCAUAAAGUCAUUUAUCGAAGAGUCGCAAGCUGGCAUUAAGAUAUCUCCUCAGGAUAAUAAUUACUUUGGGUUGAAUGAUAGGUUAGUGACACUGACAGGAAAUUUAGAUGAGCAAAUGAGGGCUAUUGAUCUGAUUCUUUCUAAGCUAGCUGAAGACCCUCAUUACUCCCAGUCUAUGAAUGCCCCAUUUUCAUAUCCAGGUGUUUUCUCCUCCGGUUUUCAUGGUAUUCCAUAUACACAUGUGCUUCCUUCUGUUGCAACAGCGGCCCAUAAUGCUAACUAUGGAUCAAAUGGAGCUGGUGGGAAGUUUCAGAACAACAAGGAGGAUCGCAGUAACUCGGUGACUAUUGGCAUUGCAGAUGACCAUAUAGGCUUGGUUGUUGGUCGUGGUGGAAGAAAUAUAAUGGAAAUCAGCCAGGUUAGUGGGGCUAGAAUAAAGAUAUCAGAUAGAGGUGAUUUUAUGUCUGGGACAACUGAUAGGAAAGUGACAAUCACGGGGUCACAGAGAGCAAUCCGUGCAGCUGAGUCGAUGAUAAUGCAGAAAGUGGCCUAUGCUUCUGAGAGGGUCAUUGAUUAGCUUUAAAAUAUUCCCCCCCAACCAAAAUUCUGGUUGACAAUCUUGUGGUGGACCUACCUGAAAUUCUCGUUAUACAAUUUGUCAUUUUUUUUUUGUUGAAAUGUUCUCACAUGAUGAUAUCUGUUGGGAGAAAUCUGCAUACUUUGGUAGGGGCAGGAGCGGGAAACUUUCUUUUUGCUGAGAGAGAUCAUUGUGCUAGGAAUUUGUAUGAGAUCACGGAGUAAUUUAUCCCAAAGGAAGUGUUGGAAGAGGCCAUUGUUGAUUGACCAUAUAGAAUGAUUAGCUUUGCUUCGAUCUAUUUACAGUUGUAAUUUCUAAAUGAGCAAGUAUAUUUUGUCUA